AUGUACUGGGCUUCUCUGUAUGAACCCGAGUACGGUUUGGAGGUGUAUGAUUUCCAUGUCCAUGCUAUGAACUUGGUUGCCAUGGCAAUGGAAGUCGCCAUCGCAGCAAUGCCUGUGCGCUAUAUACACGUAUUGUAUUCUGUCAUAUUUGGAGUUUGUUACAUCAUCAAUACGCUAAUUUACUGGGGAGUUACCGGUGAAGCCGUCUACCCUAUAUUAGAUUACUCUGCCAAUCUAGGGAUGGCAUCCGCUACUGUCGUUGGCUGUCUCGCCAUGGUUUUCAUUUUACAGCUGUUGCUCUGGGCUGUUUACCGACUUAAGCUGAGACUGAGUGGUACGAAUUCACCAUCAACAGUUGACAUUGGCGCGGUAAAUCAGUCUGAUACGUCCCAUAUUGCAGCAGGCAUUGAUAAUCCAGUAGCUUUGGAGAAUACUUCGUCACAGGUGGACAUGGACGAAAAUAUAGUUAAUAGUUACCAGUAUGUGUUUGAGUUGAGAGAUCGGUUAGAACAGACUUUAGAGAUUGCUCGAGACGAAUUACAAAAGGCACAGAACCGAUACAAGUGUUACUAUGAUCGUAUAACAAAGAAGCGAGUGCUUAAGGAAGGAGAUAAGGUGUUAAUUUUGCUGCCAACUGACACCAACAAGCUAUUGAUGCAGUGGAAGGGUCCUUAUGUGGUGGAGCAGGUAAUAGGCGAAAACGAUUAUCGAGUGAGGUGGCAGUUUAUUCCACAAAUACUGUUUGUUAUAUACCGGGUUGUAUUGGCAUUAUACUAUACCACAUGGAUGCUAUACAUCAUGAUAUCUACAUUCAGCUGGGAUGGUGCUAAGUACUUCAUUUAUCUCACCAAUUGGGGUUUUAUGGCAGUUACUAUAUAUCUUAUCACAGCCGCCUCCACCACUGUUUACACCUACAUUCGGACGAGAACGGAUUCGGAUUCGGGUCGACCGAGCCAGAAAACACAAUGGUAUUUCCAGUUGUCAUGGUUACUGUAUUAUAUAGCAGCUAUAUACGCGCCUUUACUUAGCAUAGUAUACUGGGCUGCUCUGUAUAACGCCGAGAUGGGUUUGCAAGUGAUUGAUUUCCAUGACCACGCCAUGAACGUGAUUGCCAUGAUAUUAGAAACGACCAUCGCAGCAAUGCCUGUGCGCUAUAUACACGCAUUGUAUCCGUUCAUAUUUGGAGUUUGUUACAUCACCAAUACGCUAAUUUACUGGGGAGUUACCGGUGAAGCCGUCUAUCCUAUAUUGGAUUACUCCGCCAAGCCAGGGAUGGCGACUGCUACUGUCUUUGCCUGCCUCGCCAUGGUUUUCAUUUUACAGCUGUUGCUCUGGGCUGUUUGUCGACUUAAGCUGAGACUGAGUGGUACGAAUUCACCAUCAACAGUUGACAUUGUAGCGGUAAAUCAGUCGGAUACGUCUCAUAAUACACCAGGCAUUGACAAUCCCGUAGCGUUGGUAGAUACAGCGUCACAGGUUAACAUAGACGAGAGAAUCUGA
This is a messenger RNA of Saccoglossus kowalevskii, 1500 nucleotides long. Its product is annotated as protein rolling stone-like. The record is from RefSeq and is a predicted model, not a curated record. Lineage: Eukaryota; Metazoa; Hemichordata; Enteropneusta; Harrimaniidae.